CUGGUGGCCACCCAGUUCGAAUCUGCGUCAGCACGCAAGGCCUUCCCAUGCUUUGACGAGCCGAGGGUGAAGGCUAGUUUCAACCUCACCCUGGAGACUCCACCAGGUUUGGCAGUGCUGUCCAACAUGCCGCCAAGCCCGGACCAGCCAUCGCAAGUCACUGCGUCGGGACGGGCGCUGUCGGUGUUUUCCCGUACACCCCCCAUGAGCACCUACCUGUUGGCUUUCACCGUGGGGGCUUUGGAGGGGAAGCAGGGGCCUUGCAACGACAGCAAGUCGACCCCCGUGUCCGUUUGGGCGACUGAGGGCAAGAUAAACCAACUGGACGUGGCCCUGGAGGCGGCGUGUGUUGCCGUACAGACGUACGAGGCGGCGUUUAACAUGUCGUACCCCUUGCCUAAAUUGGACCUUGUGGCCCUGCCGGACUUCCAGGCGGGCGCUAUGGAGAACUUUGGAUGUAUAUUCUUCAGGUGGGAGAAGUUGUUACUGAAGGCCGAUUCGGAUUCAGAUCUCGACGUGGGCAGCGAGAUCGCCAUUGCCGCCACCGUGAGCCACGAGAUCUCCCAUCAAUGGUUCGGAGAUUUAGUGACUAUGGCGCAAUGGGAGGAGCUCUGGCUUAAUGAGGGUUUCGCGUCGUACCUAGAGAUUAUGGGAGUCGACGCGUUCCGGCCGCAGUACGGUUUUUAUCAAUUAUCGUACACCAGCAUGACGGCGACUGCGUUGUCGUACGACGUGCUGCCGUCCGUACACGCUCUGAGCGCUGCUGCUCCACUGACGUCAGUGGCUGACAUUGAGGCGAUGUUUGACGACAUUAGCUAUGAAAAGGGCGGUGCUGUGCUUCGAAUGGUGCGCGCCUUCCUGGACGGCAAUCUGUUGACCAACGGU
Molecule: messenger RNA, 885 nt
Organism: Volvox carteri f. nagariensis
Lineage: Eukaryota; Viridiplantae; Chlorophyta; Chlorophyceae; Chlamydomonadales; Volvocaceae
Exons: 6
Biological process (GO): peptide catabolic process; proteolysis
Cellular component (GO): cytoplasm
Molecular function (GO): metalloaminopeptidase activity; peptide binding; zinc ion binding
Source: RefSeq, a predicted model, not a curated record